GUGUUCGAGAGAGAGAGAGAGAAAGAGGAGGCAGAGCCCUUUAAAAUGGCAAGCAGCGCUAUCCCUAUGACAUGUUUCCCUCUGCGCUCCACGCGUGGUAUUGCCUCCAGACUGCGUGGGCUAGUGUGGGUGCAGUAGACGAGUUUCGUAUAAAACCCCUGAUUCGGGAGUCUCAUAUUACGCGCGUUCGCCUCCCUCUGUAGUUGUUUGUUACAACGGCUCCUUCCACAUAUUCUGUUUUUCUUCAGUCGUAUUUCUUAGGAAAGCUACCGUCACUAAAGAAAUCUGUUCUAUGGUUUUGGCUGAAGAAGAUCCCACGAUGUCUCGGACUGACGAGGUGCACCGUAUAACGGAGAAUGUCUAUAAGUCCAUCAUGGAGCAGUUCAACCCAUGCCUGCGGAACUUUGUGGCCAUGGGGAAGAGCUACGAGAAGGCCCUAUCCAGUGUCACAUUUGCUGCAAAGGGCUACUUCGAGGCACUGGUGAGGAUGGGAGAGAUGGCCAGCGAAAGUCAAGGCUCUAAGGAUCUUGAAGAGGCAGCAUGGGACGUUCUCUUUCAGAUGGCUGAGGUCCACAGACAGAUCCAGAUGCAGCUUGAAGAUAUGCUGAAGUCUUUCCACAAUGAGCUUCUGACAGAGCUGGAGAAGAAGGUGGAGCUGGAUGCACGCUACCUAAAUGCUGCUCUGAAGAAGUACCAGAUGGAGCACAAGAGUAAAGGAGAGAGUCUGGAGAAGUGUCAGGAUGAACUGAAGAAGCUACGCAGGAAGAGCCAGGGCAGCAAGAACACCUCUAAGUACGGAGACAAGGAGAUGCAGUAUGUUGAGACCAUCAGCAGCAAGCAGAGUGACCUGGACCAGUACACAGCAGAGGGCUACAAGAAUGCAUUGUCAGAGGAGAGGAGGAGGUACUGUUUCCUGGUGGAUAGACAGUGUGCCGUGGCCAAGAACAGCAGCUCCUACCACAGCAAAGGUAAGGACCUUCUAGCCCAAAAGAUCCCAGCAUGGCAGCAGGCGUGUGCUGACCCUACCAAGCUGCCUGACCGUGCCAUGCUCCUGGCUCAGCAGAUGACCUCUACAGGUCAGAUGACGUCCGGCUCCCACACUCACCACGGCUCCAAGGGCAACCUGCUCAUCUCUGACCCAAUCCCCGGGGCCAAGCCUCUGCCUGUACCCCCCGAGCUGGCUGCACUAAUGGCCCAACAGCGUCUAAUGGGACCAGGAGGAGUGGACGGAGGGAUGCCCAUAAUGAACGGAACGGCAGGGGCGCAUGGAGGAGCAGGAGGGGGAGGAGGGGAGGACUACCAACACUGGAUGGAGGGGAAGAUGGCCCAAGCCCAGGCUCAGGCCCUACAGGCUCAGGCCCUACAGUCCCAGGUGGCUAAGGCCUCCUCCCAGCACCACUCCCAGCCCCACAGACAGGGCAGCGAGGUCUACUCCAACACCCUACCCGUACGCAAGAACGCCCCCGCCAAGAGCAACACCACCAUGGGUCCAGAGACCCGAACCCUUCCCCGGUCUAGCUCUAUGGCAGCAGGGCUGGAGAGGAACGGUCGUACCCGUGUCCAGGCCAUUUUCUCCCAUGCGGCUGGGGACAACAGCACCCUGCUCAGCUUCUCUGAAGGAGACGUCAUCACCCUGCUGGUGCCUGAGGCCCGCGAUGGAUGGCACUAUGGAGAGAACGAGAAGAACAAGAUGCGGGGCUGGUUCCCUUUCUCUUACACACGUGUCAUCCCCGAGACUGAAAGCGACAAACUACAAGUCAACAAUCUCCACCAUGGUAAGAGCAGCAGCACAGGCAACCUGUUGGAGAGAGAGGACAUGGCAAGUGCCCCUCCCCCUGACUACGGUAUGUCAUCUCGCCUGCUGGCACAGAGCGCUGCGAUGGCACACAGCAGACAACAGCGCCCAUACAGCAUGACAGGGCCAGGCUUCUCACAGCAAGGACUUGAAGAGUAUGAGCAACGUUUUUCAACAAGUGUCCCUCUGCUUCAGGAGGAACCAGCCCAGGCCACUGAGGACCAACCCAGGCCUCUCAUCUCUGUCGAUGACCAGUCUCCUCCUCCAAUCCUCUAUUAGCUCCAUGCUCUACUUCCUAUUAUCCUUGCCUCUGAUUGGUUGCUGUAAAGCACAGCUACAUUUAGCCAGCCAAUUGGAAGAAGAACCCUGAUUUUGUUGGACAAAUCCAAGCACACACAGGACUAAUCUUUCACAAGUAGUGUAGACCAUGUGCUGCACAAGUUUUAGCACAGACUGAACUAUCCAUAGCAUUCAAGCACACCUAGCCUUGGACUGCCUCUUCAAUACAAUUAAAGCAUUUGAAAACAGUAAUAAACUGUAUGCAGUAAAUUAUAACUGAAUCUGUUACUUGUUAAUAAUGUAUGAAUAUGCUUAAGAAAAUGUAAUUGUUUGAUCUAUCUUAUUGUGGGUGUCUAGUUCUAUGAUCUAGUCGUAUUUUACUUCUUACUAUUAGCGAUUUGUAAGAUUUGGAGGAAUUUCUUUGAAUUUGUUUGUGUGAGCAAUACAUUUGUCACAAAGUAAACUAUGUUAUACAGUAUAUGUUAAAGGGCCUGUAUCAGGGAGACUAUAAAGAGCACAGGGCAUGGCGGCUUGUAGAAACACAUUUCUACAUGAGUCUGAGCCACACACUAGAUUAGGAGAGAUGGAGAAAGAAAAGGUCAAUGUUAUGCACAAUACUGUAAGUUAUAGCAUUCAAAUGCUUUUCACUGUUAUUCUCAUAUUUUAAAUGACAGAAAAACAAUAAUAUUAAGCAUUCAUGCAUAUAUCAACUGUAUAGUAUGACAUUAAUACAUAACAAUACAAAGGAGUUGUUGUAUUUCGUACUAUUUUAUAAAUGUAUUUGCUUCUCAUCCCGUUUCAUUUGUCUGUAAAUUUAUAGAAAAAACACUGAAUUUACUAGAGAAAAUAAAGUGAUAUUGCAGAGUAUAUUCCAGAUA
This is a messenger RNA of Oncorhynchus mykiss (rainbow trout), 2952 nucleotides long. Lineage: Eukaryota; Metazoa; Chordata; Actinopteri; Salmoniformes; Salmonidae. The record is from RefSeq and is a predicted model, not a curated record.